UCAGAUUUCACUUCAGCUCCGAUAAAACAGUCCGUCCGGCCCCCCCACCAAGCUCCCCCGGUAAGCGCCGCUCCCGACUUCCAGUCCGGGUCUUUUGCAUCGUCGCAAGGGGGCAGGAGGAGGUAGGAUCUGGAUUGGCCAGGGAAGCGUGGCUAGAAGACGGGAUUCCUCUCCGCCUGCUUCGCUUGCAGCAGAGCCGGAGACGCGGAGCUGUGAUCGUUGAGGGAGCCGCGGAAAAAGCACUUCCAGCAUUAUUUUUUAUACAGAAACCCAGAAUCAUGAGCAUGACGCCACCAAGCUACCAGCGCCGUACUCUCUCUCUACGAGUUGCCUAAUAUAUCAACCCGUUAAACGGAAUCUACUUUUUAAAAUAUUUUGCUGUUUGUUUCCUCCACUCAUCAAAGAGGAGGGCGGCGGCAUUUCGCUCUGCAUCGCACAGCUGGCGUUCACACGAGUCCCGGGACCCCUUGAACCCGAUCCCUUCCUCUUCUUUUUUUUGGUUUUGUCGUUUGCACCGUUUCCUCCCUUUGCACACCAUCACCGCUCUUUAACACUCCCGCAAAUACACCGGGAGAGAAGUAACUGCCUUUCCACGUCUCCCCGGCGUUACAGAAGCGGCUGACAUUAUUAUCCAUUAAGGAGUUGAUUUUGUCCUUUGCGCGAUGGGGGAAAGUGGAGUGGGACAGGCGGGAUACUUGGUGCCAACGUGCCCCAUGCCGGGCUUGGUGCUGCUCGUCCUGGCCAGCGUCGGAGCGGCGCAAGUGGACGAUGACUUCCUGGGGUUAGGAGGAUUACCGGAGUCCUUCCCGUCGGAUCCCCCAGAGCCCCUGCCCCACUUCCUGAUGGAGCCGGAGGAGGCCUACAUCGUGAAAAACAAACCAGUGAACCUAUACUGCAAGGCCACACCCGCCACGCAGAUCUACUUCAAGUGCAACAGCGAGUGGGUGCACCAGAAGGACCACACGGUGGAGGAGCGUGUGGACGAGACCUCAGGGUUGGUGGUGCGGGAAGCCAGCAUCGAGAUCUCCCGCCAGCAAGUAGAGGAGCUCUUCGGCCCGGAGGACUACUGGUGCCAGUGUGUGGCUUGGAGCUCGGCCGGGACCACGAAGAGCCGCAAGGCACACGUCCGCAUCGCCUAUCUCAGGAAGACCUUUGACCAGGAGCCACUGGGGAAGGAGGUGUCGCUGGAACAAGAAGUGCUCCUGCAGUGCCGCCCACCUGAGGGGAUCCCGGCCGCUGAGGUGGAGUGGCUGAAGAACGAGGAGGUCAUCGAUCCGGCGGACGACCGCAAUUUCUACAUCACGAUCGACCACAACCUCAUCAUCAAGCAGGCCCGCCUCUCAGACACAGCCAACUACACCUGCGUGGCUAAAAACAUCGUGGCCAGGCGGCGGAGCACCACUGCCACCGUCAUCGUCUACGUGAAUGGAGGCUGGUCCACCUGGACCGAGUGGUCGGCAUGUAACAGCCGCUGUGGUCGGGGAUACCAGAAGCGCACACGCACCUGCACCAACCCAGCACCACUUAACGGCGGGGCGUUCUGCGAGGGCCAGGGCGUGCAGAAGCUGCCCUGCACCUCCCUGUGCUCAGUGGACGGCAUGUGGACGGAGUGGAGCAAGUGGUCCACCUGCGGCACAGAGUGCACCCACUGGCGGCGGAGGGAGUGCAAUGCCCCCGCUCCCAAAAAUGGGGGCAAGGACUGCGAAGGCAUGGUGCUGCAGUCACAGAACUGCACCGAUGGACUCUGCAUGCAGACCGCGCCCAGCACCGACGACGUGGCGCUCUACGUGGGCAUCGUCAUCGCCGUCAUCAUGUGCCUGGUCAUCUCUGUCAUCGUGGCACUCUUCGUCUACCGCAAGACCCACCGCGAAUUUGACUCGGACAUUAUCGACACGUCGGCACUCAAUGGCGGCUUCCAGUCUGUCAACAUAAAGACGGCCCGCUCUGCUGACCUGAUGACCGUGCCCCCUGACCUAACCUCUGCAGCGGCAAUGUACCGCGGCCCCGUCUACGCCCUUCACGAUGUGUCCGACAAGAUCCCCAUGACCAACUCGCCCCUGCUGGACCCCCUGCCAAACCUGAAGAUCAAGGUGUACAACUCAUCUGGCCUGGUCACACCUCAGGAGGAGCUGGCUGACCUUGGCUCCAAGUUGUCCCCCAAGGUGACACACUCCCUGCUGGACAAUGAGACCUUGAACCUGCGCAACCAAAGCUUGGCUCGCACAUGUGACCCCUCCUGCACCGCCCUUGGGACCUUCAACUCCUUGGGGGGCCAUCUCAUAGUUCCCAACUCAGGGGUCAGCCUGCUGGUGCCAGCUGGGGCCAUUCCACAAGGUCGUGUCUAUGAGAUGUAUGUGACAGUCCACAGGAAAGACAUUAUGAGGCCCCCACUGGAGGAGGCGCAGACCAUCCUCGGCCCUGUGGUGAGCUGUGGCCCCCCAGGAGCCCUCCUGACACGGCCUGUCAUCAUCACCAUGCACCACUGCGCAGGGGCCCACUGCCAGGACUGGCAGAUUCAGUUGAAGAACCGCUCGCCACAGGGGCAGUGGGAGGAUGUGGUCGUGGUCGGCGAGGAGAACUUCACCACGCCCUACUACAUCCAGAUGGACGAGGAGGCGUGUCACAUCCUGACUGAGACUCUGGGGACUUACUGCCUUGUGGGCCAAUCUGUCAGCAAGGCUGCCACCAAGCAUCUGAAGCUGGCCAUCUUUGGCCCCAUCACCAGCACCGCCCUGGAGUACCACAUCCGGGUCUACUGCCUGGACGACACACAGGACACCCUCAAGGAGGUCCUUCAGAUGGAGACGCAGAUGGGAGGGAAGCUGCUUGAUGAACCAAAGACCCUAAACUUCAAGGACAGUACGCACAACCUGCGUCUAUCCAUCCACGACAUCCCGCACGCGCUGUGGAAGAGCAAGCUGCUGGCCAAGUAUCAGGAGCUGCCGUUCUCUGAGGUAUGGAGCGGCUCCCAUCGCACCCUGCACUGCACCUUCACCCUGGAGCGCUUCUCAGGCAGCACCACCGAACUGACCUGCAAGCUGUGCGUGCGGCAGGUGGAGGGGGAGGGCCAGAUAUUCCAGCUGAACAGCACCCUAUCAGAGGAUGCCCAGAACAUCGACACAUCACUGAUGGACCCUGCCAGCAACAUCACCACGCUGGUCGGCCCCAGUGCCUUCCGCAUUCCGCUGUCCAUCCGGCAGAAGCUGUGCGGCAGCCUGGAUGCCCCCCAGACCAGGGGCAACGACUGGAGGAUGCUGGCACACAAACUCAACCUGGACAGGUAUCUGAACUACUUCGCCACCACGUCCAGCCCGACCGGAGUGAUCCUGGACCUGUGGGAGGCCCAGCAUUUUCCCGACGGCAACCUGAACCGCCUGGCCGCCGUACUGGAGGAGAUGGGUCGCCACGACAACAUCAUGUUAGCGGCGAGCGAGCACUGACACCAGCGUGCCAGAAAGCCGGAAACAGACUCAGAGGACACUAAUGCCAUUUUACUCAUGGGUUUGGGGAAUCUUCUUUACUUUGUACUUAGAAAUAAAGAGAGACCGCAGUAAUUUAGAAAAAGGAGGAUCCCUCUUAUUAGCCUUGGCUGUACGUUCUUCAGUACAGUUUGAAUAUUAAUUUAUAAAGUUUCCUAGGGAACGCUAUAUCCUGCUGUCCAUAUGUACGUGGAUAAUCUCCGAGUCCUGGCAGGUGAUUUGGGUGGUGCGGGGACUGGGGGGUGGAGGCAGAGAUACCUGUGACCCCACCCCCACACACACACACACACACACAUACACACCCCCACUCCUGCCCCCGAAGGUGCAGACCCGUGAUGGAGAACCAAAUACAGCAUUUCCACCUUCCUGUGACAUAAAAUCUGUUGCGUCUCACGUUUCUGUCGCAGUAGACAUUGAAUAUCCAACACUUUGAUAAAUAUACGGAUGUGGACGGUCUGAAUGAAACACACGCUGUAUAUAACAUGAGGCAGGAGGUGGGCCUGCCUUCAAAGAGGCACAGCUAGUAUUCACACCAUCGCUGUCUUCAUACAAUCGGAUUUGAAAGAAAAAAAAUAUAUAAAUAUAUAUAUAUAUAUACGUUUAAUGCAAAUGAUUACGCUAGUGUGACUUUUUCUGUUUUAUGGAUUUAAUUUCGACUUUUUUGGUGCCAUGUGGAGAAUAUACAGAUCAGUUACAUCUACGGAAGCAAGUCAUUAUUUUAACCAGUGCAAAAAUAAUUACAAAAAUAUAUGUAUAUAUACAUCUACAUAGAGCAUUGUAAUAUCUGUAAAACUUUUAAUAACAUUUAUUAAUAACCAUUGCCAUUGGUAUUAUAGCGUCUUAUUUUAUAUCUUCUCAUUUAAGACAUAAUUCUCAGCUAAAAUAAAACUUAAUUAAAAAAUAAAUGCAAAUAUAUUGUGGUUUAGUUAGGUCCCUCCUUAGUGGAAGCACAGUGGUGCGUUUCAGCACCGGUGUGUUUGCGGGGCCGCCGUCGGGGGGCCAUUUGCGGGGGUCACUAGCACUCGGGGGAAAGUUUCAUGGUCCAACAUUAUUUUUCUCUUCUAAUGUAAUUGUCACGCUCCCCUCCCAUAAAGUUCUGCUUCCUCAGGAUGGAGUUGAGAACCACUGCCCUAAGGGACUAUGGCCCGCAGAUAUGCAAACAGAUUCCCCCCUCCCAAAAAGAACGAAAGAGUAACCUAAAAGAGACCAGAAACUGUCAGUAUGGAUUUCGACUGAGAGGUCAGUUUCUAUCAAGAAUAUAGAAGAAUAUCAGGAUCGCUUCAGCAACAAUUCACUUUAGAAAUGUAUACUUUUGUCUUUUUUAAAAGAAAACAUACUGUAAGUAUUUUGUAGGUUUUUUUCUUUGUUUUUUAAAGCGACACUUGCAGUCUGGGGAAAUGUUAUUUUGGGAAUAUGUGUAUUUUAGUUGGGGGGGGGGGGUCUUUAAUGAAUGCAGAAGUACUUCAGAAUGAGCCCUUUGGAGAUGGGGGGCUUUUUGGAAUCGCUGCUGGACGUAAUUUCAUGUUUGUUUCGUAGCAGUAACACCCAAAGUCCCAGUUUAUUAAAUAAUGACAAUUUUGUUCCCUAGUGGAUUCCUACCCCUUUUUUUCUGCAUGUACUCAUUAGCUAUUUUGCUUAGCUGGGGCUUAAACUCUUACAUGUUAAAUAAAUGCCUUUAAAUGUGUGUUUUACCAUUACAUUUGCAGUUUGUAAGCCUCUAACAAGAGGUGUUUGCAUUCGUUCAACUGGAGUAAGACGAGUUUGAGUUACCCUAACGUGCAAUGAUAAAAUGAGAAUACUUUUUUCUGGCAAAAACGAUGGUAAUAUCACUUUAAAUGUGCUGUAAUUCUGAUGAGUGCUAAUUGUAGUGGAGAAAUCACUAAAGUAGCAAAAUGUCACCAAGUAGUCAAAUUUGACAUAUGAUAUGAUAUGAUAUGAUAGGAUGAUUCCUUCUUGCUGUGUGCUCUUUCGUUGUGUUGUGAAUCACUGCCACUAGGGGGAGCGCUCUGUGCAUGCCAGUAUACCCAGCCCUGCAGGCACAGCCUCUGAAGUCAAAAUGCUGUUCCUUGGUUUGAUAUUCUCUACUGGAAACAAAACCAAGAAACAAACAAAAGGCAAAAAAAGGAGCAUAAGUUCACGCUGUAAAUUUCAGAGGUUCCACGCUGCCGUCUGAAUAGUCAAGUGUUACACGGGGGUCUGGAGAUUUCUGUGUUGAUUUCGUUUUAUAUUCCGUCCAGUAAGCUUUUUGUCCAGAGAAUCAGCAUUUUAUUUAGUUUUUUUUUGUUUUUGUUAUGAAAAGAAUGCAUGCAAACCUCAGCAAGAUGGAACAAAAUACUGCAAAAGGGAAAGAAAAAAAUAUUGAAAUAUCAUGUUUAGAUAAUGAAAUGUAUGUAAAUGCCUAAUUAUGUACAGAAGUCUGGCUUCAGACACAUUUCGACGUUCUGUUGCGGUAAAAUCUAACAGCGGUACGCAUAGAUAGUACUUUUUACUUUCUGGAUUUUCCUUUGUACUUUGUUUCGUUUGUAUGAAAUGCUGUCAUUUUCUAAAGCUGUGUCCACUAUGCAAACCUGGCCGAUCUUUAUACGUGUACUAAAGGACUCCUGAAGUGGAGGCUUUUUGCUUUUGGGGUUAGUUUUUUUUUUUUUUUUGACUUUUCUGAUGAUUGAUAUUAUUCGUAUUGUGAGGAUGUGGUCCACACACGUUUUCUCAGCACGCUUCAUGACUCUGGAACUGAACUUUCCAAAUGCUUGCGGCUAUUCCUGUCCAGUUUCUGUACAAAGUGUAAGAAAGAAUUUUUAAGCGAGUAAUAAAUUAUAUUUAUAAGCAAUUCUGAACACAGGGUGACUCCUGGCUUUAUUUGACUCCCUUUCCUGAGUCCGCAGUCAGACCAUUAAACACUCUCAUCGUACCGUGGCUUGUAUCGGGAAGCACCUGUCGUCUCUCGAUAAUGCUGCCUUCUGUUUGGAAAUCCAUCAGGUUGUCAUGUCUGUACCUGGUUCCUGCUCGUUUGUAUCUGUUGCCCGCUGGUUUCAAGAAAUUGAGUCAGUCUUUAUACUUUAUCCAGCCUUUAUACUUAGCUUAUCCAAUAAAUAUUGAAAAAGGCGAUUUCUUCGAAAUGCAUUGUCUUCUUGCUUUUAGUGCACUGCCUUUUUACUCUGCAGCAUGUUAUAAAGUUCAGCAUUGCUCUGAUGCUAGAUACAUAUCUGCCAAGCUACCAGAUGAAAGUGUCAUUUGAUGCAGUGUUUGUGUGUGUGUGGGGGGGAGAGAUCAUAUUCAGUGCAGUGAUGGGGACACUGGCCAGCAGGUUAGCCCGUCCUGUGGUCUCUGUGGAUCCCAGUGCAGUUACUGUAUGGGGACACUGGCCAGCAGGUUAGCCAGUACUGUGGUCUGUGUGGAUCCCAGUGCAGUGAUGGGGACACUGGCCAGCAGAUUAGCCCGUCCUGUGGUCUGUGUGGUUCCCAAUGCCCCAGUGCAGUGAUGGGGACACUGGCCAGCAGGUUAGCCCGUCCUGUGGUCUGUGUGGUUCCCAAUGCCCCAGUGCAGUGAUGGGGACAUUGGCCAGCAGGUUAGCCCAUCCUGUGGUCUGUGUGGAUCCCAAUGCCCCAGUGCAGUGAUGGGGAC
Messenger RNA from Brienomyrus brachyistius, 7100 nucleotides. It is a transcript of the gene unc5ca, whose product is annotated as unc-5 netrin receptor Ca. The record is from RefSeq and is a predicted model, not a curated record. Gene Ontology annotation, biological process: netrin-activated signaling pathway. Lineage: Eukaryota; Metazoa; Chordata; Actinopteri; Osteoglossiformes; Mormyridae. Gene Ontology annotation, cellular component: membrane. Gene Ontology annotation, molecular function: protein binding; netrin receptor activity.